Andrographis paniculata is the source of this 2269-nucleotide messenger RNA. RefSeq names its product asparagine synthetase [glutamine-hydrolyzing]. Gene Ontology annotation, cellular component: cytosol. The record is from RefSeq and is a predicted model, not a curated record. Bases 137 to 1915 code for a protein of 592 amino acids. The transcript has 13 exons. Gene Ontology annotation, molecular function: asparagine synthase (glutamine-hydrolyzing) activity. Lineage: Eukaryota; Viridiplantae; Streptophyta; Magnoliopsida; Lamiales; Acanthaceae.
UCCACUCGGAUCAACAAUUGAACCCAUCAGCCCGCUCAUACUUGCUAACGUACGCCUCUCCUCUCUCCUUCAAAAUUGGUUCCAUUUUCCUUCCUUUUCCCUCUCUGUAUUCCAAAUUCGAGUUAGUUCAGCACCCAUGUGUGGAAUACUAGCUGUUCUCGGUUGUCCCGAAGAUUCUCAGGCCAAGAGGGUUCGUGUCCUCGAGCUUUCCCGCAGGUUGAAGCAUCGGGGCCCCGACUGGAGUGGGAUUCACCAGUAUGGAGGCUGCUAUCUUGCGCACCAGAGGCUCGCCAUCGUCGAUCCGGCGUCAGGCGAUCAGCCCCUUUUCAACGAAGACAAGACUAUUGUCGUCACGGUGAAUGGAGAGAUCUAUAACCACGAGAAACUCCGCUCCAGUUUGCCGAAUCACAAAUUCCACACCGGAAGCGACUGCGACGUCAUUGCUCAUCUCUAUGAAGAGUAUGGAGAAGAUUUCGUCGACAUGUUGGAUGGGAUGUUCUCCUUCGUCCUGCUCGACACUCGCGACAACAGCUUUCUCGUAGCUCGCGAUGCUAUCGGGAUCACUUCCCUUUACGUCGGUUGGGGACUGGAUGGUUCCAUUUGGAUCUCGUCGGAGCUGAAAGGAUUGAACGAUGAUUGCGAGCAUUUCGAAGUGUUUCCGCCAGGUCACCUUUACUCGAGCAAGAGCGGCGGAAUGCGUAGAUGGUACAACCCCCCGUGGUUCUCCGAGGCCAUUCCUUCAGCUCCAUACGAUCCGUUGGUUCUGCGACGAGCUUUUGAAAACGCUGUCAUCAAAAGGCUAAUGACUGAUGUUCCUUUCGGUGUUCUGUUGUCGGGAGGACUUGAUUCGUCGCUGGUUGCGUCGAUUACUGCUCGUUAUUUGUCUGGUACAAAGGCUGCAAAGCAAUGGGGAGCACAGCUUCAUUCUUUCUGUGUUGGUCUUGAGGGCUCGCCUGAUCUGAAAGCUGCCAAGGAAGUUGCCGAUUAUUUGGGCACCGUGCAUCAUGAGUUUCAUUUUACUGUUCAGGACGGUAUAGAUGCAAUUGAGGAUGUCAUCUAUCACAUCGAAACGUAUGAUGUGACUACUAUCAGAGCAAGCACGCCUAUGUUUCUCAUGUCAAGGAAAAUCAAGUCGACUGGAGUGAAAAUGGUCAUAUCUGGGGAGGGAUCUGAUGAGAUAUUUGGCGGCUAUCUUUACUUUCAUAAGGCGCCGAACAAGGAAGAGUUUCAUCGCGAGACUUGCCACAAGAUUAAGGCUCUCCAUCAGUACGACUGCCUGCGCGCGAAUAAGGCGACUUCCGCCUGGGGAUUGGAGGCCAGAGUCCCAUUUCUCGACAAGGAAUUCGUUAAUGUUGCCAUGAACAUUGACCCCGAAUGGAAAAUGAUAAAAUCCGACGAAGGGAGAAUCGAGAAGUGGAUUUUGAGAAGGGCCUUCGACGACGAAGAGCAUCCCUAUUUGCCAAAGCACAUUCUAUACAGGCAAAAGGAACAAUUCAGCGACGGCGUGGGAUAUAGUUGGAUUGACGGGCUCAAGGCUCAUGCCGAGAAGCAUGUCACCAACAAGAUGAUGGCGAACGCGCCACACAUCUUUCCUCAUAACACGCCGUCAACGAAGGAAGCUUAUUACUACCGGAUGAUAUUCGAGAGGUUCUUUCCCCAGAACUCUGCGAGGCUCACUGUUCCAGGCGGGGCGAGCGUAGCGUGCAGCACUGCUACAGCCGUGGCAUGGGAUGCUUCAUGGUCAACAAACCUCGACCCAUCGGGCAGGGCUGCCAUCGGCGUGCACAACUCUGCCUACGAAAAACAGCAGCAGCAUUUAGCCAAUGGGAAUUUGAACUCUAAAAUUGCUGCUGGCACUCCUCUGCCUUUGAUGAACGGGCUCACCAGCGCUCGGGAGAUCGCCAUCGGGAGAUAGUGAUGGCGGCUGUUUUCGAUGUUGUGAUCAUAAGAAGCUCAUGGCGCAGCGAAGAUAUAGAUAUUAUAUAUAUAUAUGUGGUGAAUAAUUUAAACCUUGUGUGUUAUGUAUAGUCCAGUCGAAGCUUUUAGGUAGAAAAAUAAGAGUUGUGUUAUGUGGAGGUGGCUCUGAUUUUGGUUAGCUGCCGGAAUGUCGUUAAAUAUGUAUGUUUGUUCUAAUGUAUGUCUUUUUUUGUAUUGUCUUGUCUCGUCUCUCUGUCUAGAAAAUGUCUUGAGAUGGCUAUGUAACAACAUAUGUUACACUAUACAAUCGUAUAGUGAUUAUUGUGUUUCAUAUUUUUCUUCCAUUGUCAAA